Astyanax mexicanus (Mexican tetra) is the source of this 827-nucleotide messenger RNA. Its product is annotated as cadherin-1-like. Gene Ontology annotation, molecular function: calcium ion binding. NCBI's taxonomy places the organism in Eukaryota, Metazoa, Chordata, Actinopteri, Characiformes, Acestrorhamphidae. Gene Ontology annotation, cellular component: membrane. The transcript is spliced from 3 exons. The coding region runs from base 106 to 540 and encodes 144 amino acids. The record is from RefSeq and is a predicted model, not a curated record.
CACUCCUGAGAGGAGUUCAGCUCUGAGAGGAGUAACAGCUCUGAGAGGAGUAACAGCUCUGAGGAGCGGAGAGUUCUGAGGAUUAUUGGGUUUAUUUUCUGUUACAUGGAGACUUUGAGGAGUGUACAGCUGGGGGUUCUUCUCGUUCUACUGCAGGUACUCUCCUCCAGCUUUGCUGAACAGACGCCAUGUUUAAACGGAUUUGAUUCAGAGGUUUUCACCUUUAAAGUGGACAGACCUUAUCUUCACAGAGGCAGGAAGCUGGGCAGAGUUCUCUUCAACGACUGUGCUGGUAGAGGAUAUAACAUUUACAGCUCAACUGACCAGCACUUUCAAGUGGAUAUUGAUGGCACCGUGGAACUGAAGACACAGCUUACUCUACAUGAAGUUCAAGAAUUCUCUGUCCAUGCCUGGGAUUUAGAGGGAAUGAGGUACACUGCGUCUGUGAGAGUGGAAAAUGUGGACAAAACCAACCAUCACUAUGCCCAGCUGGAAGAAUCUAAGAAUGUAAGCACAUCACAGAUGUGGCAGAAGAACUAGAAUGUCCUUUACUAGAUAAGUCCUGAAUUGGAGGACUUUCUGAUAUUUAGACCAGAAGAUGUUUGGCUUCCUUUGGCUCUGCACAGACCAAGUACCAGUUUUCCAGAAAUGUUUUAGUAUUUAGAUAAAUCUAAGAAAUUGAACUUUUAAAUGUGAGGCUCAAUCCAGCCCAACCCACAUACUCAGCUCUGCUGCUCAUCCCACAAAUACAUGUUCCUUACAAAUGUGGCACUGUUCUAACAGUAUAUAAAUUAUUGGCAAGAAGCAUUGUUACAACAAAGAAACAA